Molecule: messenger RNA, 1305 nt
Organism: Fusarium redolens
Lineage: Eukaryota; Fungi; Ascomycota; Sordariomycetes; Hypocreales; Nectriaceae
Exons: 1
Coding region: 1-1305 (434 amino acids)
Source: RefSeq, a predicted model, not a curated record
AUGCACAACAUCCACACAACUCUCAGAUCCGGCCCAUUAUUGGGCAUCAGCCUGGAUAGAGAUGCAUACAUUCCAGGUGAUACCAUAACUGGCCAUGUAUAUCGGCAAUGUCAUACCAUAAGCCCAGACGCAUCUGUGAGCAUUUGCAUGUUUGGAAGAGGGCGAACGAUGGCAGUUAUCGGCAACUCCCAGGAAUACCGAGGACUUUUCAACCUCUGCUAUCAUCCAAAGAUCAUCUUCCGGGGUCCUUUACAUAUCGAGUCGUCGAAACACAAACAUAAAUGGCCAUUUACUGUACCGUUUCCAAAAUACGUUAAUACUUAUCAUCCUUUGGCCAUAGACCAUAUAAUGCCACCAUCAUAUACACUUCGAAAGACGAAGAGUAUGGCAGCAGUCAUUGAAUAUGUCGUCAAGGCGAAACUUAUAGUGACCGUUCAUGGUCAGACUGAAGUACUUGAAGCUACGUUUCCCUUCAAAGUCAUCGACUUGACUCCCGAUCCCCCAAUUGCAGACUUUCGAGUUGAACGAUAUCCCAACCAGCGUGUUGUUUCGAGUUACCGGCUUAUUCCUGGGAUGGAAGAUGUCAAAUUCUCUUGGAAAGAGAAGAUCAAACAGUCUCUCCAUGGCGUGAAGGAUCCUGCAUUGGAGUUUGACUUGCUUGUUGAGGUGCCAAUGGUCAUUCAGCUGGAUAACCCAACGCCGAUACCGUUCAGACUCUUGGUGUCACCGCACUGGGAGGAAACGAGCGAUGCAAUUAGAGAUGUACCACAGAACGUCAAGCUUUUAUCGGCACACGUCUGUAUUGUCACCAUCACGACGAUUCUUUGUCAUGCGGAGUUACAAGUACAAGAAAGCACAGAGGUCGACCUUGGGCUCGAUCAAGCAAUCAGCAAGCUCAAUAAAAAUAUACGAAUACCAUUUACAACUGGUUGGCAACCCAUCGACAUCGGAGAAAUGAUUAACCUUCGCAUCGGUCUACUGGAUACGGGAUUUCCUCAACAAUGGACCCACGCACAAUAUGAGUUUACGCACUCAUUCCAGAGGUACAAUAUCCGUGUUUCACAUCAAUUGAAGUGGUCAGUACACGGUAAAAUCGCGGGAGAGAAGUUUAAUGCAGCGGGAACAUCUGAUUUGUUGGUCUUGAAGCCGAGCGAUGAUCGACUCCAUGUCCAACAGGAACCACAAGAUGUUGUUUUGGAGGCCGGAGAGAGGAUACCGCUGCGUCAGGAUUCAUCAUGGAUUAGGCCACCUGCCGAAGAAGAUCUACCGACCUUUGCAGAUGCGCAGAGGGAGAAUCAAUUAUAG